GCCUUUUCAAAAGUAAAGUAACUUAAGUAAACGCCAAAACAGAUAUGAAUAACUAGAAAAGGUACAACGUCAACCACCCAACUUUCCGUUCAUAUAUUAAGUAAUUAUUACCAAUCCAGUAGUCUGACUGGCAUCCUUCCACAUAAAGUUCUAUUGUCCAUUAACUGGUUCUUUUCAACGAAGAGAUACGCAUAUUGAAACAGUUAAAAACAUUCUAGAUGGCCGAACUAUUCUUGGAUCCAUCUAUUCGUUCCUGGGUAUUCUUGCCGCUCGUAAUUAUCACCUUCUUGUUUGGAGUACUGCGCCACUACAUAACGAUCAUCUUCGCUAGUGAGAAGAAAGGUGAACUCGAGAAUAUUGGUGAUAGUCACGCUUUAAUCCGCAGCAGACUUUUACGCGAAAAUGGACGGUAUCUACCAGCCAAGGCCUUCAAAAUGCGGAAGUAUUUCUUUAAUGAUAAGGAACAUGGCUUUUUUAAAACGCAAAAACGAGAGAGCACCAUGACAAACCCGAUGGCCGACCCUUCGAUGGCGACUGAAAUGCUUAGGAGCAAUGCGCUUAACAUGGUCCCGAUGAUUGUUAUCGGCAGCUGGAUAAACUGGGCCUUCUCAGGAUUCCUUACUACCAAAGUCCCGUUUCCACUUACCUAUAGAUUUAAACCAAUGCUCCAAAGAGGCUGUGAGUCUCUUACAUCUUUGGAUGCGUCAUGGGUCAGCUCUGCAUCAUGGUAUUUUCUCAACAUAUUUGGCCUCAGAAGCAUGUACGGGCUCGUUCUCGGUUUGGACAAUGCAGCUGAUCAUCCUAUGAUUUUACCCGAUAAUCAAAUACCUACACCACAGGCUCCACAAGAUAUGCAAAAAGCGUUCAAAGCAGAAUGGGAAGCACUAGAAGUAGUUGACCACCAAUGGGCAUUAGCAGAUUGUGAAGCUAGGCUACUCAGUAGAGCAUACUAAGAACUCACUUCCAUCUUCAAAUGGUGCUUUCUCUAAACAAUAAUGUGUACAAAUUGUUCAUUAAAUAUCUCAUCUUUGAAUGGUGUCAAUAAACUCAGUGAAAAGUAGUAUUUAUAGUUCUUUUAUUUAAA
Messenger RNA from Trichobilharzia szidati, 1084 nucleotides. Lineage: Eukaryota; Metazoa; Platyhelminthes; Trematoda; Strigeidida; Schistosomatidae. The record is from the annotation of a GenBank genome assembly.